This is a messenger RNA of Myotis lucifugus (little brown bat), 1858 nucleotides long. RefSeq names its product ring finger protein 122 (gene RNF122). The transcript is spliced from 7 exons. The record is from RefSeq and is a predicted model, not a curated record. The coding region runs from base 402 to 956 and encodes 184 amino acids. Lineage: Eukaryota; Metazoa; Chordata; Mammalia; Chiroptera; Vespertilionidae.
UGGCCGCUCUUGUCCUCCGCGUGGUGCGACCUGAGCCGUCUCCCUUAAGGCUUUCCCCGCAGCUGGCCGAGAGCCUCUGCCGCCUGGGUACCCCCCUCCUGCUCGGUGGUGCCCCACAUCUCCCCCACCCCCGGGGCCCUUCCUGCAUUUCCUCGGCGGUGUGUUGAUUCGGGGGACUUUCUGUUUGUUUUCUCCUCUUUCCUCUUUGUUGCUCUAAAACCGGCCUCUCCGAAGCCCCUCACUCCGAAGGGAGCUCGACUUCUGGAGAAAGGCGGCCGCGGCGGACUCACCGUCCCCACCUGCGGACCGGCGAGGGCCAGCGAGCCGGUGCGCCCUCCCGCCUGCCUCCCCCGCCGCCUGCGUCCGUCCGUCCGCCUGGGAAGCCCGCCGCGCGUUCAUUGAUGCACCCAUUCCAGUGGUGUAACGGGUGUUUCUGCGGCCUGGGACUGGUUAGUACUAACAAGUCCUGCUCAAUGCCACCCAUCAGUUUCCAAGACCUUCCUCUGAACAUCUACAUGGUCAUCUUUGGUACAGGCAUCUUUGUCUUCAUGCUUAGCCUCAUCUUCUGCUGUUACUUCAUCAGCAAACUGCGGAACCAGGCACAGAGUGAACGAUACGGAUAUAAGGAGGUGGUGCUUAAAGGGGAUGCCAAGAAGUCACAAUUAUAUGGGAUGUUUCCCAAGCCCUCUUCUAGAAGAGUAAUUCAGUUGAGAUUGAGGGGGUUCAUAUAUAUGGACAGAAGGCUGGAUUUAAAGAAGCAGACCUGUGCAGUCUGUCUGGAAGACUUCAAGGGGAAGGAUGAGCUAGGUGUGCUCCCGUGCCAGCAUGCUUUUCAUCGGAAGUGUCUGGUGAAGUGGCUAGAAGUACGCUGUGUCUGCCCCAUGUGUAACAAGCCCAUCGCUGGCCCCUCUGAGGCCACUCAGAGCAUCGGAAUCCUAUUGGAUGAGCUGGUGUGAGGGCUGCCUUUACAUCAAGGCCUGGAGAAGACGUCUUGCCUCAUGGGUGCCUGGUCCCUCUGCACAGCUGCAAUGAACAAGACUGUUGGGUGAUAAUGGUCAUGCCUACCUGAAGGGGAGGUAGCACAGGGCUGGUCUCCCACCAUCAGUGAGAGGCCAGACUUGCCCCUCCUUCCUGCCUCCUGAAGUCUUCCCUGCUACUCAGUAUUGAAAGCAUCACCCAUCGAGACCAACGUAUCCUGGUACUGGAUGAUUUCCCUGCCUGACCCUGCUCUGGGGGAAGCACACAGUAGAGAUAGAGACCGUAUGACCACAAAGCCCUAGAAGAAGGGAUGAGAUGGGCUCUGUCCUCCCCUGUGCCCCCCUCCUUCCAUCAGAAGGUUAGAAGGGAAGGAAGAAAAGAUCAAGGAACCAAGUGCCUCCAGUGGAAGUGAGGGAGGCUCUGUAGGAAGUUAGGAAGAGCAGGGACAUAUCAAAGCAAAGUCAAUGUUUACAUGGGACCUAUGGGAACAAAGGCUGGCUGGCCAGCCUGGCUACAGGAUAACGGAGGGCCAUCCCUCCCCCUGCUAGGGUCUGCGGUGCUAUCCAUUCGCUCUCUUCCUCCGUCAAUCUCGGAGCUUCCUAGUCCACGUCGGAGUCUGAGUGCCCCUCUAGAGGAAGGGCUUGUUUUACACUCACACGGAUUUCCAGGGGCUUUUUCUAAAGGAGCAAAGGGGGCCUGGGGAAGGGGGUGUCUGAAGGUGAAAGUAGCAACAGACACCUUCUUCCCCCUUGUAAAUAGUAUUUUUAUACUUCAUCCUCACCAUCUCAGGAUUUAUAUAUGGAAUGGAGGGGGUGGGGGUUUCCGUUCCUCCCCAGAGUGGGUGAGGGUGGGAGAAGGUAUGUAUUUAAAGAAAAUUAAA